AUGGUUGUUGAUGGUUUCAACCAGAGUGAGGAAAUGCAUGGAGUUCGCUACCUCAAAUUCAUUGGUGAUGGAGAUUCGAGUGUAUUUUCGAAAAUUCAGCAUUCUGUGAGAUAUGGCAAAGAAGUUCGAAAGAUCGAAUGCACGAACCAUGCUCUUGAAAAUUAUGGUAAACGCCUCAGAACCAUGAAAGAAGAUACACAAAUUAAUCAUAAAAGACGCAAACUUUUGACAAAUUUGAAAAUCCAAGCUCUGACAAAACGAGCUAAAACGUCUAUAUAUGAACAUGCCAAAAAUGCCAUCCAUAACGUUGAUCUCCUUCGAUCCGAUUUGAGGAAUGGAUUGCAUCAUGUUUAUGGUGAUCACUCUAAUUGCCGUGAAGGUAUAUGCAACACCGUUGGCGACAUGACCAAUAUCAUAAUACCAGAGUUGAAGUCUAGUACAAUCUAUAAUCACCUGAAUGCAAGAGACGACAGCUUCGUGGCGAAAGAAGGCAGCAAGUUGCAAGCGCGUGAUAUGUCAUUUAGUGACGAUAUUCCACCCACCUUGCCCAGCGCGAAUGUUUUAAAAAAAGCAAAACAAGAAGAAAUAGGUAAACGUUUGGGUUUGACAAGCACAGAUCCUGUGAAGAAUUUGCAGAUUGUCAAACACACGACACACGAGGGGUCAAUUCAUGCUAUUGGUACUGAACCCAUCUCCUGCAUUGGCUACCAGAACAGAGCAUACUACAUGAAGCUUGCCACCAAAGUAAAGGAAUAUUUUUCGAUGCUGCUGAUGCUACAGGUGGCGUACCUUUUAGAAUUUCCCUUCUAUUCGAAAACAUCAAAACGAGAAAUAAACCAAAAUUUAAAAAAUCGAAAAACAUUUAUUUGUACCAAAAUAUGCGGUAAUGAACCUGAUAUUGACGAGUUCAAGAGUUGUCAGGUGUAUCAGAUGAUUUCUGCUAGACAUGAUGCAUCGUUUUCAACUUUUUUCUUUCAUGAAAUCAUGAGAUCUGGUGCCCCUAGACCGAAAAUCAUGGUGACCGACUUUGGAAAAGUUUCACUGAUUGGAGUAGCAAGUGCACUUGCAAAUUGCUCUGAUCUGAAAAACUACAUGAGCAUAUGUUACAAACUCAUAGUUUUAGGUGCAGUAGUUGAACAUCCUACUUGUUGUUUGCGCCUUGACGUCAGUCAUUUCAUUGCUCAAAUAGCAAGGUGGAAAUGUUUGCGAAAUUUAAAAUCUAAAGUUAGGCAGUUUAACCUUCGUGCCUUGGAGCAUGUUUAUUUGAUGACUGAUUUCAGCGAAAUAGAAAAAGUAUUGGGGUCUAUAUUGAUAGUCGCUCUAAGUGAACACAUCGGCACUGAUAGGAAUGGACAACAAUAUUCGUCGAAUGAAUAUUUGAGUUAUGUCGAUUAUAUCAUAAGAGGCACUCCAAAUAUCAUUGAGCCCAUAGAACCAAGCGAAAAUGGAAAUGACAAUGAUAGUGAAGAAUUCUUCGAAAUAGAAUCGAUUUUAGACUCUAAUGAUUCUACAGAUAGUACUUGGAUUGACCGGGCGAAAUCAUUAUAUAAAGAAGCUGAAAAUAAAAAAAAUUGCAAGUGA
Messenger RNA from Phaedon cochleariae (mustard beetle), 1581 nucleotides. The record is from the annotation of a GenBank genome assembly. NCBI's taxonomy places the organism in Eukaryota, Metazoa, Arthropoda, Insecta, Coleoptera, Chrysomelidae.